CGGAAUCAGCGUGGGCCUGGCAUUCAGGUUUGGUUGCAAAGAAAGCUUUCCACCGCGGUUUGAACUCGCUCACAGCUGAGCUGAGGAGACAUCAGGACGGAGACCAUAUCCUACCACACCUCUUCUUCUUUGAGCUGCCUUUUCAACUGCUGGAUACCAGCGGGAACUAUUUGUAACCGGCCAAUUUGAAUUUAUACUUUAUCUUUAAACGGAAUGGAUUUUGAAAAGACCUAACCUGGAUGUUUUGCUGCAUAAGUGUUUUUAACAUCGUGCUGGUGGAGUUUCCCAACUUUUGAAGAAGUCACAUUCAGUCUUUCAGGAGGGGAACUAACUUGAAGCUGAAAUGGAUCAAGCCAGCGGUGGGGAGGACCCAAAUAAACCCUCUAAAAAGAAGUCCAAUGAGGAUGAGGGUAAAAACAAAAAGCUGAACAUACACAUAAAAACAUUGGCUGAUGAUAUGCGUGAUCGUAUUACCAGUUUCAGGAAAACGGGAAUGAAGAAGGAGAAGCCCCUUAUACAGCACCCUACAGAUCCCCUCUCUACUCAGGCUGAACUGCCUGUUCCUCAGCCCCUUUUUGAUGACCGCUCAAUGAACCUCUCAGAAAAGGAGAUCAUUGACCUCUUUGAGAAGAUGAUGGAGGACAUGAACCUGAAUGAGGAACGCAAAGCUCCUCUACGCGGAAAGGACUUGAGUACCAAGCGCGAGAUGGUGGUCCAGUACAUCUCAGCCACUGCCAAAUCUAUAACUGGGAGCAAAGUUGCGGGUGGACUAAGGAACAGCAAGCAUGAGUGUACACUUUCAUCCCAAGAAUAUGUCCAUGAGCUGCGUUCUGGCAUCACGGAAGAAAAGUUGCUCAAUUGCCUGGAGUCCCUCAGAGUGUCUCUCACCAGUAACCCUGUCAGUUGGGUUAAUAACUUUGGUCAUGAGGGUCUUGGACUUCUUCUGGAUGCUUUGGAGAGGCUGCUGGACAAGAAACAGCAAGAGAAUAUUGAUAAACGGAACCAGCAUAAACUUAUCCAAUGCUUGAAGGCUUUCAUGAACAAUAAGUAUGGACUGCAAAGGAUCUUGGGAGAUGAGCGGAGCCUGUUGCUGCUGGCACGAGCGAUUGACCCCAAACAAACCAACAUGAUGACAGAGAUUGUCAAAAUUCUCUCUGCCUUCUGUAUUAUUGGAGAGGAAAACAUCCUGGAUAAGAUUCUCGCUGCCAUGACAAUUGCUGCAGAGAGGAACAAUAAAGAGAGAUUUGCUUCAAUUGUGGAAGGACUGGAGAACCACGAAGCCCAGCAACUCCAGGUUGCUUGCAUGCAGCUGAUCAAUGCUUUGGUCACGUCCCCUGAUGACCUCGACUUCCGGAUACAUCUGCGCAAUGAGUUCUUGAGAUGUGGCCUCAAGAAGAUCCUGCCGGAGCUAAAAGAGACAGAGGAGCUGGACAUCCAGCUCAAGGUUUUCAAUGAGAACAAGGAGGAGGACUCUAUCGAACUCUCCCACCGUCUGGACGACAUCCGUGCUGAGAUGGAUGAUAUGAAUGAAGUGUACCAUCUCCUGUCCAAUAUGGUGAAAGACACGGGCUCAGAGACAUACUUCCUGUCAAUCCUUCAACACCUAUUGCUCAUCAGGAAUGACUAUUAUAUCAGGCCUCAAUAUUACAAGGUAAUCGAAGAGUGCGUGUCUCAGGUGGUCCUGCAUCGCAAUGGGAUGGACCCUGACUUUGGCUACAGUAAAAGAUUGGACGUGGACUUCACCCAUCUGAUUGAUCAGUGUGUGGAUAAAGCCAAAGUUGACGAGAGUGAGCAGAAGGCUGCGGAGUACUCCAAAAAGUUUGAUGAGGAGUUCGGUGCACGGCAGGAGGCCCAGGCCGAGUCUCAAAAGAAGGAAGAGAGAAUCAAAGAGUUGGAGGGGAAGAUCCAGGCCCUGGAGUCCCAGUUAACUAUUGAAAAAGACAAGCUCAAAGAGGCUCAGAGACUCAUCAGGGAAUCUGAAGCCAAGAUCGCAGCAGGUCCAACUGCACCCGGAGCACCACCUCCACCACCCCUACCAGGGGGUGCAGCAGCUCCACCUCCUCCUCCGCCUCCUCCUCCCCCACCUCCACCUGGGGGCGGUCCUCCUCCGCCUCCACCUCCUCCUCCUCUCCCUGGUCAAGCUUGCAUUCCACCACCGCCUCCACCUCCUCCAGGUGGAGGGCCUCCACCUCCCCCACCACCCCCUGGUUGUGGGCCCCCACCUCCUCCACCUUUUUUUGGGGGCCCAGGUGGGCCUCCACCACCUCCUGCAUUGGCUGUCAUUAAGCUGCCUUAUGGGCUGGAGCCCAAGAAGACCUAUAAGCCUGAAACUGUAAUGAAGAGGGUCAACUGGACCAAGAUAGUGCCUCAGGAAAUGGCAGAGAAUUGCUUCUGGAUCAAAGUCAAAGAAGAGAAGUUUGAGAAUCCUGACCUAUUUGCUCAGCUCUCCCUCUGCUUCUCCUCACAGAGCAAAGUGAAAAAAGACGUGAAAGAUGAGACUGACGACAGAAUGCAACAAUUCAAGAAAAAGGCAAAGGAGCUUCGAAUCUUGGAUGCUAAGACAGCACAGAAUCUUUCAAUUUUCUUGGGCUCGUUCCGCUUGCCUUAUGAAGAGAUCCGGGACAUUGUGCUGGAGGUAGACGAGGCUAGACUGAGCGAAUCACUCAUCCAGAACCUGAUAAAGAACCUGCCAGAGCAGAAAGAGCUGAAUGCGCUUGCGGAACUAAAGGGUGAAUAUGAAGAGCUAGUGGAGUCGGAGCAGUUUGGUAUUGUGAUGAGUUCAGUAAAGCUCCUACGGCCGCGUCUCAACGGCAUUCUGUUCAAGCUAACGUUCGAGGAGCAGGUGAAUAACAUCCGGCCAGAUAUCAUGAAUGUGACAUUCGCCUGUGAGGAGGUGAAGAAGAGUGACAGCUUUAGCAGACUCCUGGAGUUGGUGUUGCUGGUUGGCAACUACAUGAAUGCUGGUUCAAGAAAUGCCCAGACAUUUGGUUUCAACGUCAGCUUCCUCUGCAAGCUGCGAGACACUAAAUCCAUCAGUCAGAAUACAACACUUCUUCAUUUCCUGGCUGAGAAGUGUGAAGAGAGCCACCCAGAGAUGUUGAGGUUUCCAGAUGAACUGGAGCAUGUGGACAAUGCCAGCAAAGUGUCGGCUGAGAUCUUAAAGAGCAGUUUGACUACCAUGGAGCGUCACAUUCAGAGGCUUGAGAGCGACAUCGAGAACUUCCCCAAAACAGAUGACCAGCAAGAUAAGUUUGUGGAAAAGAUGUCAGGCUUCUGCAAGCAUGCCCGGGAGCAGUAUGAAAAACUAUCCACCAUGCAUAAGAACAUGCAGAAGCUGUACGAGAGCAUUGGCAGCUAUUUUGCCUUUGACCCUCACUCGGUCAGUGUGGAGGAUUUCUUUGGAGAACUGGCCAACUUCCGCAUUCUCUUCAUGGAAGCAGUGAAGGAGAACCACAAGAAGAGGGAGAUGGAGGAGAAGAUCAAGAGAGCCAAGCUGGCGAAGGAGAAAGCAGAGCGCGAGAAGCAGGAGCGCCAGCAGAAGAAGAAGCAGCUGAUUGACAUGAACAAAGAGGGAGAUGAAACUGGUGUGAUGGAUAGCCUAAUGGAAGCUCUACAGUCUGGAGCAGCCUUCCGUGAUCGGCGAAAACGGACGCCACGCAACGGUGAUCAAAGCCCUUCCAGUCCAGCCUCCCGGUGGCCGGGUGCUAACUAUGGUAACAGAACCCUAGACAACCGCCGUGCAGUCCUGGAAAGGUCUCGUUCACGCCACAACGCAAAUCACCAAGCUCGAUGAUCGCCCGCGCCUACCACAAGACGCUAGAUAAGUGCCAAAGAGGCCUGCGAGGUGGAGACCAAGAAGACAUCUGAGGAAGGGACAGACUCACUGUGGCAAACACACACAUAAAAGUAUUCAUACAUACACACCACCAAGUACGGAACAAAAAAAGUCUAAAGAAGACACACAGAACUUUAAGAUCUAUAGUACAUCACAUGCAGACAUUUUAAUUUUCAUGCUGUUUGUCAGACGCCUUACAUAUUUAUUAAAUACUCCACACUUUAAACAUUUGUAUCCUCCAUAGAUUGUUUGAUUCAUGAAAUGGAAAAUUUCACAUGCUGCUGCUGCUGUUUGAAAUGAAAGGUUUUCAUUGCUUGAAAAUCCAUUUUGACUCUUACAAGUCCAAGCCUUCUAUUUUAAUAAUUUUUUAAUCAAAAUACUACAGUUCACAUACAGUUUUGACAUGGAACAUGCAGUGUGUUGGCAUGUAUGCUUAUCAUCCAGAAGAACGUACCGCACGAAGUUCAGUCAACACAGGGGCAGCGAGCCAGCUGUCCUUUAAAUGGAAGACAGGGAUUCACCACCCAUGUUGGCAAGAUCUGCAACCUGCUGACGGUGUCUUGAACAAGUCAUUGAACUCGACAGAAGAAGGAGUGGUGGUGUAAAAUGUCCACCCCCUCAUCAAUCCCUCCUUCAGCCAACAUCAAAACAAUUUAUACUUAUAAAUGUACAAAAAGAGUCCACAUUAAUCAUUCCAUUUCAUAUCCCACAAAGCCACAAGAGCUGGCCCCUGUCUACGCUGAGAUUUCAGAGCAUGUGACUCAUGGAUCUUGAAACUGUAAUUUCCAUUUUGACGAGAUGCAUUUUAUUUUUAGUUGUGUAAUAUCUAACCAAUGCCUUUGGGUGCUGAUCUCUGUCCCAAGGUCGCUUUUGCUGUUAACAUGAGAGACUGACACAUUUCUAAAUGCAUUUAACUGCCUAGAGAAGCUAACAUGAACUCUAUGACCUUCCCUGCGGUCACACAGGUUUCCAGUGGGUGAAGCUUGAUUAUACAAAGGUAUUACAGCGUUUUUAAUAUUAAUCUAUUUCAAUCUGUGUAUUUUACUCAGUUCACCCCACUUAGAGUUUUCACAGCAGAUUUUAAAUAUAUUUUUUUCCCAUUGGGUUUUCAAAAAAAUAGCUAAAUAAGCUUUGUAGGAAAACUAAACUGACCAUAUUUAAACAAUUUGUUCAAGAUAAUCUCCACAAAGAAACACGUUUAACUGUUUCAACAUGUGUAAUAAAUAUAAACCCAGCUGUACUGCUUCGGAAUUAACAAUUUGAUAUAUUUAUGGUAUCAUGUAUAUUGUAGAACAAAUGUUUUUAAGCUUACAUGAAACACAGGCAUUAUUUUAAACCCUUUGGGGGAAAAAAAACACCUAAAAUCUAUUAAGGGAAUCCAUGGCUCAGGCACUAAAGAGUUUUAGGAGUACAAACCUUAACACAACUCAAUUAAAGACCCUGUUUCCUGGCGGGAUACUUCAGUCGUUUUCAGUAACAUAUUCCACCUGAUGAAAAUUUUCAGCAUCAAAACAAACAAGUGAUGCUUGGUGUCUGUAUAAAAAAUAGUUGAAACUUUGCUGUAAGCUUUGUUCCCCCUAUAAGGACCCACAGUUUCUUCACGUCAACUAUUUAUUCAUAUAUUCAUGCCUAGGGCAGCAAUGUCCCCUCAUGGCCCUAAACUGUAAGCAGAUACUACUAAAAACAACCACUGAAUCCACACGGAGAAUGGGUACGACCAGAAUAAUCGACUGAGGGGAACGGGAGACAAGAUGAUGCGCGUCUUAGCAAGUGAGUCUCCAGACGCCCUCCAAUUCCCUCGCACUAAUGGCACAAGUGACCCUCUACCAUAACGCAAGUUACUUUAGUAAUACAAUAACUCUGCUUAAGGCUUUGAGUCUGUGUGUUUGUGUCUGGGCAAGUUUGUAAAUGUAUAUGUAUGUGUGUGUGUAUGCACCAUGCCAGCUCAAUAAUCGGAACAGGAACCCAGGCAAAAUAGGAUUCAGUGUUCUUGACUCCUGGGGUGAAAAGAUGGAGAUUUUUCAUUUAAACAAUCUGACAGUGCUGCUUGUGAUGUGUCUGUUUCAUGAUGCCUCCUCUCCCAGCCUGCUUGCUUCUAAAAAUGCAAUUUUACACAUCAUCUCGGCUCAAGGUGCAUCCACAACGCUCAGAGAAGUCUGCAUAUUUAAGAAGACAAUAAUUCUUCUCUGAAUAUAAGGUUCAAGCUGUUGCACAGAGAAAGCGUAGAGAAUGAGGUUUCUGCAUAAGGGAUUCUGCACAGACGGGUGUUUUAAAGAGGUGUUGUACACAGCAGAGAGAUAGAUAUGUGCCGUCAAAGGCAGUUUUGUAAUUGCCCUUUGUCCUCCGCGCCACUACACCUGCACAGCUUAAAGUAUUGAAAAAGACCCAUAUCAGUUCUCUAUCAACAUAAAUGUCUGCUGUGACAUUUGGUGGUUCUUCACCUUAUGAUUGGAUAUUGUACAUUGCAAAACAACCAGUGGCUUGUUUUUAACAAUUACAGUGUCUAUUUCUUUAUAAAUAAUUUGGCUGAAAACAUGUUCUUCAUUGUUUAACCAACUUAGAUUUUUAUUUCCACGUGUGCCAACCUUUAUUUUUGGGGUUUUUUGGGAAAACAACAUAUAAUGAUGGGAAAUCCUUAUUUUGUCUUGGAUAUCAAAGGGAGUACAGGUCUCUCUUUGUGAAACUACAAGAAAGAUUACAGAUAUAAAAACUUGAUUUUUUAUUAUUAUUUAAUUUUAGCCAUCAUUUUAAUAAACAUUGAUCCAAUUAUGAACUGAGUAUGAAAUUUUGAUGUGAUUACAAAAUGAUAGUCAUGUGGUAUUUCUUAUCUAAAACAAUGAAACAUCUUUUGUAAGAUGUAAUUUAUUUGGAGUUUUAAAAAAAAAAAAUACAAAAAAACUUUUGUAAUGACUGCAUUGUUGAGCGUAAUGAGCUAAGAGCUACGGUGUUAGCCAUUGUAGAAGUUCCAGAUCAUGCAUCUUUUCCAAAAAAGUGAUCACUAUGAACCAUUAUUGUUUUCUGAAACGCAACAUAAAACCUAAUGCAAAUAAUGCUUCACAAAAAGUUGGUCUUGUGACAUUUUUUGCCAUUUGAUAGAUGAAAUGGCUGGAAAACAGUGGCUGACAAAUCAUCAGAAUUCAGAUUAUUUUUCUUAUUAAAAGCAGCUACAACGUUGGAAACUUUCAACUUUAAGAGGAACUUCUACAAUGACAACAUUCCUCAUCAGCCGUGUAAGUGGUUGUUGUAUUUCUCCCGUUCCAUCUUUUAGGAUAAUCAGAAGUAUGUGUUUUAUAGAAAUUAGCAGGAGAGUUUCAGAUCAAAGAACCUGAACUGUUCCAUCAUUUUAGUGUGAAAAACAGGCCCGUGUCCGGGCCGAUCAUCCCAUCGUCUUUUUAGCUUGUAACUAACAAAUCGAGGUUAUGACUUGUGCUCAUGGUAAUUGUAAGAAUGAGGAGGCAGGGGUAUGAGAGAUCUAUUAAAAAUUGUAAAGGUGCCAUUCUGGUGGUGAUUGGUGGCAAGCGUUUUAAUUAAAAGAAAAGUUUGCAAUUACAAAUAUCUUACAUUCACUGACUGUGCACUUUACCUCACAAGAUAUUCUGCUCAGGCAGAGGAAGAACUGUUUGAGAUGUUUGAGUAUGACAUUGCCACUAACAGAGUGAACUAUUUGCAAAGUAUUUCUUUUGGUAAAUAGUUCCCAGCUGCCACAUAUCCAGUUCUCUCCUACUUUGUUAGUGCUUACUAUUGAUUUGUGGAAGACCAAUUACGGCUGAAUCAACAAACAACAUUCACAACUGUUGACAAACCCUGUCCGACCAUGAUGUGUAAGCUGCCAUAUCCCUGCCUACCUUCCAUGUUGUCAUUGAGUAUGUUUUAUUGUCUUAAGAAACAUUUAUAUUUGUAACAUUUUAAGUUUAUUUGUAUCCUUAAGAACAUGAAAAAAACAAAAUGGUUAUGCACACUGUCCUUCCAUGGCAUAUGAUACUAAAUAAUAACCCCUUUGUUAUAUAAACUGAUUUCUGAAAGAUA
Molecule: messenger RNA, 7861 nt
Organism: Seriola aureovittata
Lineage: Eukaryota; Metazoa; Chordata; Actinopteri; Carangiformes; Carangidae
Gene: diaph2
Product: diaphanous-related formin 2
Exons: 31
Coding region: 344-3793 (1149 amino acids)
Biological process (GO): actin filament polymerization; actin cytoskeleton organization
Cellular component (GO): actin filament; cytoplasm
Molecular function (GO): actin binding; small GTPase binding; microtubule binding
Source: RefSeq, a predicted model, not a curated record